AUGAACAGCAACAACAACAACAGCACUUGGACGACUACAAACAUCAAGCAUUCUGGUGUAAUGACAACUCGUAAUGAUGAUGAUGAAAUUGGUGGAGGUUUGAUUGAAGAGGAGCAUGCUUCUUCUUCUUCUUGGACUCCCAAUUCAUCAUCAUCAUCAUCACCGACGACGAAGACGACGACGACUUCAGAAGUAACAUUCUCACCAACACCAUGGUGUGGCACCACCACCCUGACAACCACUCCUCCUUCUCCUCCUCCUUCCUUCGAAUAUCUUUGUGAUGAUUUGUAUUCACCACUCUCAUCUCCACUCUCUUCACCAUCCAUACGAACAUUAUUGAAUUCAUUGAAGAGCAGUCUGUCAGCGAGCAAUCAAGAGGAUGAUCAUGAUGACGAGAACCAUCCUCCAUCACCACUCGAUCCUCAUGCCUUUUCAUUGGACCAUUCCCAACUAUCGAAAGAGAAUCAUUCACUUCCAUCAUUAUCCUCUUGUGAUGGCAUCGUCCAGAAUUCUGCAACAACAUCCACUCGUCGGAGUCGUCGGAGUCCUUCGUCAGAACUUGUCUCUCAAAGAAGAACUGACACCACCACCUCUUCAGGUCAGUUACUUUCAAAUGUUGUUGCACCCAGCACUCACUGUAUCAUCAAUAGUAGAAUGAUGACUCAUACAUCAUCAUCAUCAUGUAAUAAUAAUAUCACCACCACCAACAACAAUAAUAUCACCAACAACAACAACAACAACACUACUACCACCAACAACAACAAUACUACCACCUAUCACCAACAGUACAAGUGUCUCAAUCACAACAACUCUGAGUUAAAUAUUCAAAGAAGAGCCUUCUCAUUCAUCAAUGAUCCAAACACCACCUUGUCAUCCAAUAAUAAGAAUUCUGAUAUUUUGAAUGUUCUCUUGAACGAUUCUUAUCUUACUUGUGUACAAAACAAGGAUGAGAAUCAUGACGUAAAAGUUCAUGAACAACACUCUCAACAACACUCUCAACAGAGAGGACUUUUCACAUCCUCCAUCGAUUAUGAUGGUGACACGGAAGAUGACCCUAUACAUUUUAAUAAGAGAAUGAAUCUUGUCGAGAUCAUGAGUGGUGGUGGUCAUAGUAGUAAUAAUAGUCAUAAUAGUACUACUACUACUACUGACCAUGCAAUUUCUAACGAGACUACUAUUCAUGCUUUUAAAAACUCCUCCUCCUCCUUCUCAACAACAAAUUCACAUGUUAUUGAUUAUUAUCAUGAUUUAAUUAACAAAUUAUCAAGAUUAGAUUUUGGAAUUAUUUAUUCCAUUCUCUCCUAUUAUUUAUUUAUUAUUGAUGAUUGGUUUAUUUAUACACAAUUAUUAGUGUAUCGUGAUGAAAGACUUUCGAGAAAUGCUGCUGCUACUACUACUACUACUACUGAUGAUGUUCUAUAUAGAAAUCAUUCUCAUCGAAAUCAUUUUCAUCAACAACAACAACAACAAGACUGCAAAUUCAAGAACCUCAACAAGACUCCAAAUCAUCAUCAUUAUGAAUCAUCAUCAUGUACCUCUCUCAUCAUGAAAAUGUUCUAUGGAAAGAAAUACAAUCAUUUAUUUCAAGUGUUUCCUUCCAUUUCCUUGAAUGUGACCAAUCCUGAAUUUUUGAAAUAUUUCAUGAGUGAAUCAUUGAGUAUCAAUAGUAAUAGUAGUAAUAGUAGGAAUAGUCAUAAUCCUAAUAAUAAUCACAAUACUAAUGGUAUGUAUAGUAGUAAUAGUCAUAAUAGUCAUAAUAUCAAUAUUGCAUCAUCAGAGUUCAAUCGUAUUCAAACUUGUCAUGCACUCAAGAGUGUGAUCAAUAAUUGUUCACAUUUCAUUGCGAAUCAACAUUUUAAUGAUCUUUCACAUUUAUUUGAAUUUAAAAGAUUGAAAUCCUUUCAUUUACCUUAUGGAUUUAAAGAUGACAUUCAUUUAUCACAAUUAUUACACAAAUCAAGAAAGUCAUUGGAGAGUAUGAGUGUCACCCCUAUGGCAUUUGACAGUGGUGUGAUGAGUUCAUCCAAUGCUACUAUUCAUCGAACCACUACUACAAUUACUACUACAAUUACUACCACUUCUACUAAUGCUACUAUUCAUUCAAGGACUAGUCCUUCAUCAUCCUUGUGGUGGUCCAAUGAUGAUGUACAUGUUCAAACCCAUCUAACACAUCCAUCUACUCCUCAUCCUCUACAAUAUCCCAAUCUUAAAUCUCUCACUCUCUAUUCCAAGUAUUUAAAUCAAAUUGAUUUUGACAAGUUACAACUUUAUUCCUUGAAUUCUCUCUCUAUUUAUUUGAAAUAUCCAGUGAUUGAUCAGAAUUAUGUAUCACUCAAGAAUUUUAUUCAACACGUUGUUUGUUCCCCAUCCUCAUCCUCCUCCUCAUCAAUUACAGAUUUACAUUUUCAUUUCAAUAUGAGUCAUUAUAUUCAAUAUUUUACAAGUGAGAAUCAUUUAAAUUCACUUUCAUUGACCUAUUGUCAAAUUCCACCCAAUUAUCAUUGGAAUAUUUUUACAAAAUUAAAUGAUUUAACAUUGAAUAUUACCAAUCCAUUGGAAUUGAAUCAUUUAAUUACUAAAAUUGGUCAUCAAUUGAAAAGACUCUAUUUAAUUCUUGAUAUUGAAGAAUUUUCAUCAUCCAAUAGUUUUGAACAUUUCAAUGAUAAAUGUCCCAAUUUACAAGAAUUACAAUUAAGUCAUGUCAAUUACAGUAUUUCAAAACAUUUAAAUCAAUCUCAAAGUAUUGUAAGAUUUGGAUGUGAUAGUGCUCUCAAUGAUUUGAUGUGUAUUGAUCUGUUGUUGAAUAUUAAGAAUUUAUCAAGAUUGGAUUUGAAAGUAAUGGUGAAUAUGUAUUCCUUGAUUGAUCUUGUGUUGUUUCGAUCUCAAAAGAUGAAAAGUAGUAAUUCUGAAAGGAGUAAUGGUACUACUAAAAAUGAUGCUGCUAUUACUACUAUAAAUGGUAAUAAUGGUACUACCACUAUAAAUGGUACUGCGACUGCUGGCAAAUGCUCAACAAGAGACAACAAUAACAUCCUUUCAUCCCUUCAUCUCAAUAUUGAGUGUUUGAUUCAAUCGUCAGCAGUAACAACGACUACUUGCAUCAAUAAUACCAACAACAACAACAACAACAACAACAACACUUCGAAUAGUAAUAGUAAUGGUCAAACUCUUCACUCUAUUGUUGAAUCAAUAACAACAACCACACGUACGACUCGAAGUCAAAGUCUAUUCAACAAUAAUUACAUUCCACCACGAACAUUACGAGCAAGUACUUUUAACAGUAGUGAAAGGAUGACACCAAUGAAUACUUUUACUAGUGAUAGUAGUAGUAAUAGUGGUAGAAGUACUAAUAACUCUACAACCAUCACCAUGACUCAUCCAUCAUCCUCUUUUCCUCCUACACUUCUUGGAAGAAAUCAAUUCAAUUCUCUUAACAUUCAUCGACUUGAAUUAAUCUAUCGUGAACAUGAAACUAUUUCUGAUUUGAGUUUUUUAACCUAUUUUAAAAGUAUUGAAGAAUUAUCGAUCAAAUAUGGUACCAUCUAUUCUCCUCUAUUUUCUCAAUUAUUAUCUUUAACAAGUAUUAAGAAAUUAACUCUAUUUAAAACCAAUAUUAAUCAUGUAUUUCUCUCAAACAAGUACAAGGUAUUAACCUUUCAAAAUAUUGUAUUCAUUGAUUGUCAUUUGAAUUCAAAUUUUUUGAAAUUAUUAAAUGACUAUCCAGGGAUGGUAUUUGAGGAGGAGAAGGAAUGUGAUUCGAGGAGUGGUAGUAGUAGUAGUGGAAUUACUAUUACAAAUACUAGUAGUAGUGGUGGUUUGGGUACGAGUGGUGGUGGUGGUAGAGGAGGAGGAGGAGGAAGAAGUGCUAAUGAUGGUACUAGGAGUGCUAAUGGUGAAGCCAUCAUGACCACAAUACCUACUACUACUACUACUACUACUACUCCUUCCACAAUUCAUGAUACAAUUCGACCUUCAAAAAUGAAUCAUCAUUCAUCCUGCAUGAUGAGGUUCAAUUAUAUCAUGGAUGGUUAUUCGUUGCAUGUGGUUGGAAUACCAAAGAUUGUCGUUGUACAAGAUGAUUUACACAAGUUGCAACAACAGGAGAGUAUUUCAACAACAACAACAACAAGUUCUUCCUUAGUGUCGUCUGCUGCUUCUUCAAUGAAUCAUGAUGAUGUGAGUUGUCAUCCCUCUUGUUGUAUUCAAUAA
Messenger RNA from Naegleria fowleri, 4209 nucleotides. RefSeq lists its product as uncharacterized. The record is from RefSeq and is a predicted model, not a curated record. Bases 1 to 4209 code for a protein of 1402 amino acids. NCBI's taxonomy places the organism in Eukaryota, Heterolobosea, Eutetramitea, Acrasida, Naegleriidae. The transcript has a single exon.